UACCUACUGACCGCGUUGUUCACUGAGGGUUAUUUUAACAGGGGAAACUCCUAACCUAGUGGAUAUUAUUCAAAAGGAAUAUGGCGGUCACACGUAUCCGUCGAGCCGCCGAUGGUGGUGUGGCGCAAGCCGUGGCUUCGGUAAAGGAGCACCAAAAAUUCAAGAAGAUGUUGAUGUUCGGUAUGAGGUCGCUAUCGGACUUCUGUAAUCCGCAGUUGCAGUUGUAUGUAGAAAAUGCACUUGAUGCGCUCAACAGGAACGUACUGCCAAGUUUGGUGACUGCGUUGUCUAACUUUGGUGAUGACGAAGAUAUCAUCUUUUCAUGCAGUCAAAUCCUACAGGCUAUGGCUUGUGGGUGUGUAGAAGAAGCUGAAAACCAGGAAAUAUCACAAAAGUUUGCCAAGGACGGUGGUAUUACUGCUGUUGAGCUUAUUUUAAACCAAUGCCCACAGGACGACGUAGUGCUGGCAUACUGCUACACAGUGUUAGAGUGCCUUGGGAAAAUACAGCGCCUACCUGAUGGAGGUGCAGGUCUUGCUGGCACCAUUUGCAAAUCUGUGAAUGGAGCACCUUCCAUGGGAGCUGAUGUAGCAGUUAAGGCACUUGCAUGCUUAUCGUCCAUAUGCGCCACGUCUUCAGGCCCUGCUAAAAUGAAGCAGCACAAUGGCAUCAACGUCAUGCUUCAAUUGUGUUUAGCCCUGCCUUCUGAAAAGUCGAAGGUGGCCAGCGUAGAAAGCGCAAUGAAGGCCGGUGCAUCCCUGGCUAAAGCCGGUAUACUAGACAAGACAUGCCUCGACCCAGUUAUCCGCGUCAUUGAAAAGUACAAAACAUCCAAAGCAGUGGUGGGAUAUGGCAGUGAUAUUGUUAAGUCCGUCGUUAGCACUGCAGCACUGAAACAAAGUCUAAACGAUAUACAAAAAUGCCAAGCAGGGACCCCUGAACACCAGGCUGCCGUAGAUACCCUGCGUUCGCUAUCGUACAUCUCGUCAGUGGGUGAGCAGUUGGCCAAGGAUGGAGCAUUGGGUCUGAUUGUGGACUUGGUGAAAAAUGCCACUGCACAGUUGGAAACGCAUGCCGAAGUCAUGCUCAGUGUGAUUGCUGGUGCUGCGCGCAUCCUAGGUACUGUUGCCGUCACGAAGUCCUACUGCGACGAAGUGGUCCAGAAGGGUGGUGUUGACAACCUGGUCGCAGCAUUGCCGCUGUGCACCAGUGAUGGAGCUUGUGUAGCAAGUAUCGCCGAUGCUCUGGCGCAACUGCUUCAGUCAGGGCCAGAUGCAUUCAUAAAAACAGAUGCCGUGGCAACAUCACUCCCAAUAUUGUACCAGAUGGCUGAUCAGGAAAAUGUUGCAAUAUCAAUGCUGGGAUUCGUAUCCGCAGCGUCUCAACAAAGUGAGUUGCAGCCUGCCUUUGUGGCCAACAAGGUAGUUGAGAUUCUGUGCACAUGCAGCCAGUACCACCUCGAGAGCCUGGCUAUACACAUGAACAUUAUGCACGUGUUCAACCGGUUCUCAAGCCACGUUACCGAUCUUAGUGUGGUAUAUGAAUACGGAGGCCUCCAGGGUAUCGCAGCUUCCAUGUCAGCACACUACAAGGACGAUAAGUACUGCCUAGAGGUACUUAAGCUCCUGCUUACCUUCACAUGUACACCGGGAUCGGAUCAGUACAUGAAAACUGGUGACACCCUGAUCAUUGACACUAUCCUGGAACUUAUGCUAGAGCAUCAGAAGAAUGAUGCUGUAAACGGUGCUGCUAUGAAGGUACUAGAGCUUCUGGCAACGGAAGAUGAUGUCCGCCGUACAAUGAAGGACCUUAGCCGUGCACUCCAAGUAUCCAAGGAGGACGUAGAUGGUGCCUACAGUAAAAUUGCUGCCGUUACCGGUUUGGCACGCAUCGCAAGGCUAAGGCCAAUCAUCGUCAAAUCGGACAUGUUAAAGGAAAUUAUGCAGACUGUUAGUACGUGGGUAGAAGGGUCCAACUUCACAGGGCGUUCCAAGCUCACCAAAGCUGCAAUGCAAUGUGCACAGGCCACUGUAGAGGACGCUGCACAGUGUGAAAACACUAUAUCUAUGAUUUGUGACUUGGCUUGUAUGCCUCAAGUCAGGCGCGUCAUUGAUCUUGAAGGAGGUGAGGACAACUUCUUGUUGCACUGUACCGGGGCACUGGCACAUUUAUGCUCAGUAGAUCGUGGAUACAGCAGUGAGCAGUGCAAGGCAGUCGUUGAACACAUUAACCGUGUAAUGAGGAAACACAUGGACAUCAAGAAUGCCGAAACGCAGUGCAUCGAUGCUCUGAGCCACUUCCUGCAAGUAACAGGCAACGACGGUAUGGACGCUCUGCUCUCGACGAACACCAUAGUAGCGGUCGUAGGAUACCUCAGCAAGAUUCCAAUGUACCUGCCAUGCCAAAUUGUCGGUGUAGGAUUCCUGCUGGCGUGCGCCAAAAUGGAUUACAGAGCGCUCGAGUGCCUGAAACAAUGUAAUACAUACCAGCUCCUACGUGCCCUUAAUCGUACUCACAAGAAGUCACGCAAGCUAAAGACCAUGGUCGGUGAAUUGCUGAGCAUGAUCAUGCCACCCGAUGCGUUCGAGGCGGAGUUGAUACAGCUGUUGGCUGACUUGGAGAAGGGUAUGGAGGUCAAUGAUAUCCUGGCAGUCCACACUGCCCUGUCGUCCAUCAACCAACUUUUGGUCAGCAACGAGUGCAUCCGCAUUGCGGUACGCCUACAUGUGCCUGAAAUAUUGGUUAAGGUGUGCGAUUGGACAUCCAAGAGCAAGGCUUUGGCAGACAAGGUACAGAUUGUCGAGCCUGAUGAUGUCGCUGGCAAGGAUCUCAUCGACUCUAUCAACCUUGAAAUUGCUCAAUCCAUCUACAACAUGGGCCAGAACCGUAGCGGUCUCAUUGCAAUGACCAAGUUGGGCACAUAUGCUACGGCAUUGAAGGUAUGGGAGUCUGUCCAGGGCCCUGUGACACCCAUCCUGGAGGAUGAGGCAUGUGCAUCCUUGGAUGCAAUGACCCAGCUCUUUGUACACGACAUGGCGAAUGUAGAUGCCGCGCUCAAGAAUGAUGUUCUGUCGAAGGUCUGCAGGGGAUUUACUUUAUUCCAGUCGUCACCUAACGUCAUUCGUAGUAUAUGCAGGUGCUUGGCUGCCAUGUGUACCACGGACGCUCGUGCUAAGGCCCUGGUUGAAAGCCCAGAGUUCAACAAGCUCACUGCUAUGUUGGUGCAGUUACUCGAUGGUGAUGAGAACGUUUCCCUGGGUUCUGUCAAGGCUAUCGCGGAAUUGCUCAAGUGCAAUAACAAGUUGGUGAUCGACCACUUUGCGAAGAAGACCAACCUGGUGUCUGGAUUGCUGCGCAACAUUGAGAUGUACCCAGAAAACUCCAAGCUGGUCGCGCUAUCAGCUACAUGCUUGAACUACUUCGGCAAGGGUGUAGUGGCCGGGCGUAAUGAUAUCCCAGCUGUCCUGACCAACAUCACAAAGGCACUUAACGAAAACAAGAAUGUGGCAACCACUGUUCUCCCAGUGCUCAAACUGCUACUCAACAUGUGCACUCCAGAAACGAAGCAGGCAUUGAAGAGCUCCGGUGUUAUGGAGGUUGUUAGCGACGUCAUGAUGAUCCACAUCGAUGACGAGGCUAUCACUUCAGUGGGUGGUGAGCUCUUUGGUUACCUGGGUGCUGAGGCACAGAUUCGCGCACUUAUGCGCCAAGUCAUCGAAGCUGUACAGAUGCGCCAGGAUACUAUGGCACAGGAGGUCGAUUCACUAUGUACUCGCCUUGCGAUGUUCCUCUUAUCGCCAUUGGAGAACCGUGCUGAGGCACUUGCCGAUACUGAAGAGUUCCUAGGUGCCUUGAACACUUGCAUGGCCUACUCCGCUGACAACAAGAACUUAAUAGCAAACGCUACUCUUGUCUCACGUAGGCUUGGUGACGCAGUGUUUAAUGACUUUGAGGACCAAUUCGGUGCAUGGGCCAUUGCUAACUCAAGCAACCUCCAGCAGAUCAUUGCCAUUUUGAACUCUGACUACGGUGCCAGCAACGUCAAGUUCUUGUGCCACGCAUACCGCGUUUUUAGCUGUUGCGCGGUUAACGUCUAUGUCACGGACAUGAUGCAGGCUGAGUGCCAAACUGUGAUGCCGCGCACGAUGGAGCUCUUGGAGCGUUACCGCAACAACCCAGAUGUAGCCAAUGCCAUUCUAGACUUUUUAAGCAACCUGUCGAAAUCACCAGCCACGGAGAACAACGCGGAACAAUCUGGCUUGCGCCUAUUUGUGGAUGCUUGUAACCAACGCGGUACAGACCCAUUGACGCUGCUCACUGACAUCAUGAUCACCCACAAGCAGCUUGACAACUUGGUUAUCCCAGCAAUGCAGCUGAUGGGUGACAUUGUAGCCAGCGGUAUGUUCGACAACUCGGCAUCGGUUAAAGCAGCCCUUGCCGCGGCAGAGCGCAUCUGCGUAGGUGCAGUCUCGGAGGAGCGCAAGUUGGCCUUCAUGGACAUGGUUUGCAAGAUGCUUGGCAGCCUAGAGAAAUCGGAGUGCCAGAGGGUAGUAGAGAACGUGGUCCAAAUGCUCAAGGCAGGUGUCAUUGCACGCAAGUCGCCUGAUGUGCUAAAAGCAUACGCACGUAUACUAGCGGCCGCGGCUUCAUGCGAUAUCGAGGGCAAGGACCUCAUGCAACACCUCAACAAGAUUGGCGCCAUGAAGAUGCUGGCGGAGUUGUUGGAGGACGGUUCUUUGGUAGACAAGAGCGCGCUCUUAUCGGUAUUCCAGUCAUUGCAGAAAUGCGUCAAGUCGUGCCCGGCUUGUGCAGUUCCGCUACUUAGGGAGGCGCUGCCCAAGAUGCUUGUUAGCGGCGCUGAUCUGAUAACUAAUGAUUCGGAAUGCAGCCAUGGCUUCUGCGACAUGCUGUUGGAUGCUGUGGCCAUAGAGGGCGUAGGACGUGUACUAGGUGGAAUGGAACCACUGAUGAACAUGCUGCAUAACCUCCAGAUGAAAGCCAAGGAAAACGGUGAUAAAUCCCUCGGGGACAAGAUAUUGCAGAUUCUUAAGGGUAUUGCCAACGACCAGCCAAAGAUACGUAACUGCCAGAGCAUAUACCUCAUGCUCGAGGAACGUAAGAGUGAAGAGAAGACGCUGUCGAUCGUCCAGGCAAUGGAACUAUGCGACGACGUUAACUUCGUCUUGCAAACCAUGGCCAAGUACAACGAAAAGGUGCUGGCCUACGAAAGUGAUGAGGGUAAAGAUAUUAUAUACGGUGGUAUGGCGGUUGAUCUGCUAUUUUCACUUGAAGAAAAUGCACAGUACCUUAUGGACAAUGGUGUCUUGGAUGUCCUCAUGGAGUCGUUGGCUAAGCAGAAUCAUUUGAAUAUCACCAAUUCGCUCGCCAGCUCGCUGUGUACUGGUGCUAUGAGGCCGAACGUUGUUGCCAAAAUGCUGCCUCGCAAGGACUUCAUGCCGGUAAUCGGCGGCUACGUCAAGCGAGUUCACCAGGGUAAGGGCAUGGUCAUCCCACCAACGCCAGAGAACUCCGACAACAUAGUGGAGGUUGUGCUUAUUAACGCUAUGCUCCUGGUAGAACGCACGGCAAUUAACCGUCGCAUAUACCUAAACGCGGAUGUUAUCAACGUGUUGGUUGACAUCUGGGAUGCAUACGACAAGCAGAAGUACACCAUGUCGCGUCUUCUGCGUCAAACAUUCCGUACACUACGUAAGAUUGUUGCCGAGGCUCACGUCGACAUUAUGUUGAAGUGUAACAUGGUUUCUCGUAUCAAGAAUAUCUUGGCCACUUCGGAGGAUUACAACCUUAUUCCUGAUGCGCUGUUCCUUGUGGGUAGCAUGGCUGUGAUCAAGCAGAUUAAGACACAGAUAUGUGAAGUUGGUCUACUAGACGGUAUUGUCCAAUUGAUGAACCGUCAUGUAGGCAACCCCGAUUCCCCCAAUGCCAUUAUUACCAACACGUGUUUGGCGCUCGCCAACGCCUGUAUCGGGCACAAGCAGGCUACUGACCGAUUCAUGCAACUCAAAGGUCCCGAGAUUAACGUACGUAUCCUACGUGACUACUCUGAGAUACACGAAGUUACAAACGGUGCCAGUAUCUUGCUAUGUAACAUGCUUUACAAAAACGAUGCAUUCAAGGAUGUAUACGGUAAACUCGGCGCUCCUGAAGCUUUAGUGCGUUGUUUACGCGCGUACGCAGGUUCCAACCAGGCCUACGCCAUUCGUUGCAUUGAGUCAUUAUUCAAGGCUAUAUCAAACCUUGCUCUCUAUGCUGCCAACGUGACUCUGUUCCUGGAUGCUGGCAUUGAACAGAGUUUCUGCGCUUGGUUAUCGAACCUCGACCCUUCAUUCUCUGAUGUGCAACUCAAGAUCGGUCUCCAGACAUUGUCUAACUUGGUGAUGGAGAACAAGGAAGGUAACAUGCGCAAAUUCUCUGUGCUGUUGAUGCCCGUUCUUCAUGUCAUGUCCCAGGAACGCCAGGACAGCAAGGUCGCAUUGUUGCUAUUUGAUAUCCUAAGCUCGCUUUGUCGUUCCGAUGAAAACAGUGAGCUGUUUUUGCAGAACGGUGGUUGUGAACUUUGUAUCCAAACCAUGCGCCGUGUAAGUUACGAUCUCGUGACUUUGACCCUGGGUAUCAACCUUUUGGCAAGCCAGACGACUUCCCCAGCAGGUGUACAGAAACUACUGGAGCUCGAUGUGUUCAGCCUACUCCUGGCUAACUUGACAUUCGAGGAGUACACCCCCGAGCUUACUGAUAUAUUGAUAGCUACACUGCGUUGCUUGAGGAAGCUGGUAAACAGUCCCGAAAUGGUAUAUCUCUUCUGCAGCCAGGACGGGCUUUCAACGGCUAUUUCAGUAUCACGCAAGACGCAACAGUCACCUGCCAUUGUUAUUGAAUCCUUGCGUUUGAUCUUGGGUAUGCUUGCGUUAACCGAGACUAAGGAGGAGGGUGCCGCACCUGCUUGGGAGAAUAUUGGUAUGGAGAAAGAGGACAUCGAAAACCUACUCAACAUCACCUUUGUGUGCGGUGGCAACGAGCAGGCACAGAAGAUGAUUCGUCUACAGAAGAUUGUGUUCAGUGUCAUUGGUUACUUUAUGUCGCAAGGUUUGGGUAGUGAGGUCCUCAUCAUGAACAACUUCUCCUCGUUGGGUCAUAUCUACCUCACUAAUUUCCCAGGUACUGUGGAGAUGGUAGUGCUCAUGACUGUUGUCCUCGAGAACACUUUUACCGUGCCAGCUGAGGUGCGUAACAACAUCUUGACGAAGGAAAUCAUGAAGAAAUAUCGUGAUGUCGCUUCGUCCCUUCCCAACAAGAAGCCUGAAGACAAGGCUCUUUACAACCGUUGCCAUGCCUUGGUGACUGCAUUGGCUUCAUCUGAAAACAAGACUCUGGAGUCUACUGGCCACUUCAACUUUGAACUUAGUGGUUGGAAUGUUGAUCCUUACCCUCAUGGCACCCACGAUCUCCCGGAGGCGGUCAAGCAAGGGCUACGUACCGGUGGUCGUGUAAAGGGUUACAUUCGCGAUAACCCAAAGCGUGUUGGCAUUCGCUGGCGCUCAAGCCAGGAUUUGAACUACCUGGAAUGGGGACCGGAGGAGGAAGAUUACCCAUACCGUAUUGCAGUUCGUCGUAUCCGCAACAUUGCUCGUGGUCUACGCCACCCUAUCCUGGAGGCUGCCAACGCAAAGGAGCCUCGCAAGGUCACCAACAACACUUGCUUCUGCAUUAUGGGAUCGGCUACUGAAGACUUCCCAGAUGGAUUUGCAUUGCCCAUCAAGUGCAAGAACAUCAAGGAGCGCGACGCUGUCGUUGAGCUCUUAGUUCAGUGGCGUGAAGCCGCUACAUACAACUAUUGAUACCAUACUG
Babesia bovis T2Bo is the source of this 7866-nucleotide messenger RNA. RefSeq lists its product as uncharacterized. The coding region runs from base 81 to 7856 and encodes 2591 amino acids. The transcript has a single exon. Lineage: Eukaryota; Apicomplexa; Aconoidasida; Piroplasmida; Babesiidae. Gene Ontology annotation, molecular function: protein binding. The record is from RefSeq and is a predicted model, not a curated record.